Messenger RNA from Gastrolobium bilobum, 990 nucleotides. RefSeq lists its product as uncharacterized. The coding region runs from base 1 to 990 and encodes 329 amino acids. Gene Ontology annotation, biological process: telomere maintenance; DNA repair. The record is from RefSeq and is a predicted model, not a curated record. Gene Ontology annotation, molecular function: DNA helicase activity. Lineage: Eukaryota; Viridiplantae; Streptophyta; Magnoliopsida; Fabales; Fabaceae. The transcript has a single exon.
AUGGUACACCGAUUUUGUUUUGAGGCCCUGGACAAAACACUGAGAGAUAUUCUUAGAUUUUCUGAUAGUAGAUGUGUUGAUAAGCCAUUUGGUGGAAAAGUCAUUGUUCUGGGAGGUGAAUUUCGGCAAAUAUUACCAGUCAUUCCUCAUGGCAGCAGACAACAAAUAGUCAAUGCAACAAUUAAUUCUUCUCAUCUUUGGUCCCAUUGUCAUUUAUUGACUUUGACUAAGAACAUGCGACAUACUACUGGAAAUGGGAUUAAAAAUUAUGCUGAAAUAAAGGAUUUUUCUGACUGGCUCCUUAAAAUAGGAGAUGGUGAUCUUGGAGAUAAUAUUGAUGGAGAAUCUAUGAUAACAAUUCCAGAUGGAUUAUUAAUUGAGGAAUCAGAACAUCCACUGUCAGAUUUGGUUGAUUUUGUGCACCCGAAUCUCUUGGAUCAUAUUAAGGAUCCUACAUUCUUCAGAGAACGUGCAAUUUUAACUCCUAAAUUGACAGAUGUUGCUAUGAUAAAUGAGUUCUUAAUGUCUUUGAUUCCGGGUGAAGAAAAGACAUAUUUCAGUUCAGAUAAUGUCUUGAAACAAGAUAAUAAUUCUCAGAUUGAAGAUGACGAGUUCUCACCUGAAAUUUUAAAUACUUUCUCCUGUUCCGGAAUUCCUGAUUAUAAAUUAAUUUUGAAGGUUAAUGUGUCAGUUAUGCUAUUGAGAAAUAUUGAUCAGUCAAGAGGUUUAUGCAACGGCACAAGAUUGCUUAUUUCAAGAUUGGGCAACUGUGUUGUUGAAGGAACUGUUCUUACCGGAAGCAAUAUCGGAGAAUUUGUGUUAAUCCCUAGAAUGACGAUGAGCCCUUCAAGUCAUUCAUUUCCAAUACAUUUCCAAAGAAGACAAUUCCCACUGGUUGUUUCAUUUGCCAUGAGUAUCAACAAGAGCCAAGGACAAUCUCUUUCACAUGUGAGCAUUUAUCUCCCUAGGCCCGUCUUUACUCAUGGGUAA